Molecule: messenger RNA, 2970 nt
Organism: Plasmopara halstedii
Lineage: Eukaryota; Oomycota; Peronosporomycetes; Peronosporales; Peronosporaceae
Product: nadph-dependent diflavin
Exons: 10
Coding region: 1-2970 (989 amino acids)
Cellular component (GO): cytosol
Molecular function (GO): flavin adenine dinucleotide binding; oxidoreductase activity; FMN binding
Source: RefSeq, a predicted model, not a curated record
AUGGCACCUUUGAUGCAUGUGAUACCGCGACUUCUUAUACUUUACGGCAGUGAAACGGGCAAUGCACAGGAUGUAGCUGAGUUCAUUCAACAACGUGCAUUGAAUCGACAUUUUGUAGAUACGCAAAGUUUGGCAAUGGAUGAGUUUCCUGUGGCCGAUAUGCUUCCACAAUGUUCGACUGUCGUCUUUGUUGUAUCUACAACUGGAGAUGGAGAAGCUCCUGAGAAUAUGCGUAUGAGUUGGCGAUUUUUAUUACGUAAGACAUUAGGAUCACAAUGGCUGGCUAAUGUACACAUUGCAGUCUUUGGUCUUGGUGAUUCUAGUUAUGCAAAGUAUAAUGCAGUAGCUAGACGAUUACAAGCGCGUCUUGUACAGCUCGGGGCAAUUGAAAUUAUUGAACGAGGUCUUGGUGAUGAUCAGCAUGUUUAUGGCUACUUUGGUGUCUUAACUCCGUGGCUUGAAAGACUCUGGACAGCACUUUUAAGACUAUAUCGAAUGCCAGAGAAUAUGGUUGUUGAUGACUCGCCAAAACCAAUGCAACCUCAUUAUUCUAUCAUUGAACACGGAAGAGAAUGUAGUGAAAUGCAAGAAAUAGCAUGUUUGACGCCAAAAAUGGAUCAAUCAAACUUUUAUGAUCCACCACGUACCACAAUUGGACGUGAGAAGGGUAUAAUCUGGGCUUCGCUUAUGGUGAAUGAGCGAAUUACCGCUGAAAACUGGGAACAGGAUGUAAGGCAUUUGGAAUUUCAAGUCACUGAUGACUUGAGAUCAAAUGAUGAAGCUAUUUCGUCAUUUAGAGCUGGAGACGUUGCAGUUAUGUACCCUGAAAAUGUAAUUGGUGUAGACGAUAUGCUGCAGUAUGUGAAAAUGGAUGGUGAUACUGUGAUUUCAAUCAAUGCUGCUGAUGGCUCAAAACAGUUUGAUUUUCCUUCGCCGACUACGAUUCGAGACUUAUUUACGAAAUAUUUAGCGAUUCUCGAGACACCACGUCGAAGUUUCUUUGAAAAAUUAUCUCUUUAUGCAGUUAAUGAAGAAGAAAAAGAAAAGCUCGAGGAAUUAGCAUCAGCCGAGGGUGUCGACUUGCUAUAUGACUAUUGUAUUCGUGAGAAGAAGACGUACGCAGAAGUUUUAAUUGAUUUUCCAAGCGUGAACGUUCCGUUGACGAUUCUAAUGCAGCUGAUUCCCCGUCAACAACCGCGAUCAUACUCAAUCUCAUCAUCGUCUUUACUACACCCAGGACGCGUGCACUUGACUGUGGCAAUUGUAGAUUUCUUGACACCAUACAAACGACGUCGCCUUGGUAUCUGCUCGUCCUUCUUCAAGUCAUUAGAUCCAUCAAUAGAGAAAAAGCGUGUGCCAAUGUGGAUUAAAAGAGGCGUCUUUACACCGCCAAGCUUAAAGCACGACUUGUUACUAAUCGGUCCUGGUACUGGACUUGCCAGCAUGCGAGCCGUAAUACAAGAGCGUCACGUUUUGCGUAAAGAAGGCCACGAUGAUUGUAUUGGAGCCACGUACCUUUACUUUGGAUGUCGCCAUGAAAACAAGGACUUCCUGUAUCGAGAUGAACUCCGUGGGUUUGUGUUAACUGGUGAUCUUACUGAGCUGCACACCGCGUUCUCACGUGAUCAGGAUCAUAAAAUCUACGUGCAGACACGUCUAGCAGAGCAAAAAGAGACAAUUUUUGACUUUUUGAUGAAGAGCAAUGGAUGUAUUUACAUUGCUGGAUCUGCUAAACGAAUGCCUACGGAUGUGUACGAAGUAUUACGUGAUAUUCUUCGUUCAGUAGGAAAAAUGUCUCUUGGAGACGCUGAGAAGAUCAUGAAGACGUUGGUUCGCAAUAAGCGCUAUGUCGUAGAAGCCUGGUCUCUAAAAAUGAAUGAUGCAAACAUAUUGGAGCUGGAGCAGCAUGUGCGUACAUUUGUGAAGCUCACGAAUCUCACACAGACAUUGCAAUUGCACGAAUGGAACAUUGAAUCGCUUCAAAGAGCGUUGGAAUGGUCGUGUUUAGCUGAAGAUGUGGCAAAUAUAAAUGACACUCAAUUCGACGUCGAGAAGCAUAUUCGUCAAUGGUUUCCAGUCGCCACAUUGCCCACGUUGCCUCUAGAUAGCGUACUCACCAUCGAAUCUUUGCGUCUUGCGAGGUUUCAUUUACUACGAUCCAUUUUGCAAAGUCCAUUCUUAGCAUCACAUCCGACGCGAUCGGAAUUGGUGGUAGCAGUACUUCAGGAACUUCAAAAUAGACGAGAAGAUGCUUUGUAUCCUUCGACUGAUGAUAUUGAAGAAGAUUCACCUCAUAGUGCGUUGCUUACUGAAGCGAUUGUUGGACCAAAGCGAACGAAUGCUCUGCUCGCAAUAGCAAGAAAAUUAAGUGACAGUUGUAAGCGUGUGCGUGUACAAGUGCUUUCAGGGUGGGUUGAGAUCCUUCCAUUAAAAAGCUAUGCACUUUUGCCACGUACGCUUUAUCUCAAAUCUAUGGCAAAAACUUUGCAACGAAAUGCUGUCGAUGCUCGAGCUGCUAUAAGCCCGAAAACGUAUCAAUGCUUUUUAGAGGACCUUAGGGACUGUUUUAAGGCGCCGGAUGGGAACGAUGUUCGGGAAGUUGUUGUGUUAAUGCUGGUCAUGUGCGAUUGGCCAAAGGAAGAGCCUGUGCAGCUUGAAGGAAUGGUGACUGACCUUGUAAACAUUGUGAGUCAAUGGGUCACGGAGAAGCCUAUUCGAUUUUGGACUUUCCACCCGUAUUUAGCUGCCAUGUUAGCAAGUAAAACAGAAGACCUUGUACGUGCUUACGUCUCGGAGUUAUUCACAACAGGACUAUUGCAACCAUGGGAACGCGAGUUCGUCGAUCGGAUCGCAACUCUUGUUUUACAACCGAAAGGUGUGGAGAAUAUCCUAAAGCCUGCGUUGUCAAAGCUCGAUCCUCAUUUACAACAAGUCUACUUCAAUGUCGAUUUGAUGCAACACUCUUCAUAA